AAGUCUUCUUGCCAGGCUUGGGGAAUAGCCUGAAAGACCACAUCACGGCAACGGCAGACCUUUCCCUUGUUAAAAGGCACUUGAACUCCUUGCUAUGUUGAAUAGUAUGGCAUCCAAGGAUUUCCUCAAUUGGAGUCUCCUGGCUUUGCUUCUGUUGCUUCGCUUUUGCCUGUGCCAAGAUGAAGACACGGAGGUGAGCAGAAGAUAUAAUAACCCAGUGGCCAAAGUCUUGCAAAGUCACCACCAGACUGGUCAAAAAGGUUCCAGCAGCAGGGAAUUGUUCAGACAGCGGAGUCGACUUGUUGAGUGGACGGUUGAGAAUGAUGAUGGUAAUAGCCCUUCUCCUGACCAAAAUGCCUUGAAACCAGAGGUAGAUGAUGUAGCACAGACUACCUCAAACAGAGUCCAGACUAUACACAGUGGACCUCAAAGCCCACCAGAAUGUGGCUGCCGGGGGGAUUUUGGAUUUCGGGGUUAUCAAGGCCCACCAGGGCCCCCUGGGCCUGCUGGAAUGCCAGGAAACCAUGGAAACAAUGGAAAUAAUGGUGCACCUGGCACUGAAGGAGCAAAAGGUGACAAAGGAGACAAGGGAGACAUUGGACUGAGAGGAGAGCGGGGCCACCAUGGACCGAAGGGAGAAAAGGGUUACCCUGGCAUCCCUCCAGAACUUCAGGUUGCAUUUAUGGCUUCAAUGGCAACCCAUUUCAGUAACCAGAACAGUGGAAUAAUCUUCAGCAGUGUUGAAACCAACGUUGGAAAUUUUUUUGACGUGAUGACUGGUCGAUUUGGAGCACCCGUGAAUGGAGUGUAUUUCUUCACCUUCAACAUGAUGAAGCAUGAGGAUGUGGAGGAAGUAUAUGUUUAUUUAAUGCACAAUGGCAAUACAGUUUUCAGCUUAUACAGCUAUGAAUCAAAAGGUAAAACUGACUCAUCAAGCAAUAGCGCAGUGCUUAAACUUGCUAAGGGAGAUGAAGUUUGGCUGCGGAUGGGCAAUGGAGCACUCCAUGGGGAUCAUCAACGCUUUUCCACUUUUGCAGGGUUUCUUCUUUUUGAAACCAAAUAGACUUAACAUUUUAAGACAAAUUUUGCUCUUUGCUUUCUCUAUCCUUUGGAACAACAUGGUAACGUACUUCGGGGCCCUUUCUGAAACCAGUAUGCUGGGGUCUAAAUCUAUGAAGCGGUAUGAGAAAGGUUAGGCAUGCUUCCUUAUGAGUUUGUUGUUGUUGUUGCCACUGAAAUCUGAAAUCCUAUUCCAGAUAGCUGAAUGCUGUGAUGAUUACAGCCUUUGGCCCCAAUCAAUGUGGCUUCACACUUGUAUGGAUUUGUUCAGCAUACAGGCCUGUGGGUCUACUUUCUUCUUUCAAAUUGAUUCAGAAGUCAUUGGGAACUUCAUGUGUGCUCCUGAGCUCCUUCAUUCAUAACAAAAAAUCAGAAGCACACCUAGUCUGCGCACAGCACCACAUCCAGUAUGGAAAUACAGAUAUGGAAGUGCAUAUACAUAGCUGUUCCAUUAUAACAACAUGACCUCUGAAUUGUUAAAAUUAGUUGCCAACUGGUGCAUCCACUUUAGGAAGAAUAAUAGUUCUGAAUUUUUGCCUUCUUUGUCCUUAUAAAUGCUCAAAUCUUGAUUUGUAUGCUUUGGGUGAUCUACAAGUAAAUUAAAUUGAAUUGUCUAUAAAGUAAUUUACUCAUCCUGUAUGAAUGGUUAGGUAUGUUGGCUAAAUUCAAGUACUUUUACUUAAUGGAGUUUGUAGAAUGAGGAAUAUACUAUUUUUUACUAUGUAGGCUUGUUUAGUUUGCACGAAUGAAAAUCUUCAUGUUUUAAAGUAUAUCAGCAAUUUUUCUGCAUGCUUUAAAAAACAGAAUCAAUUUGUCAUUAGUUCUUAUUAAAGUAUUUUGACCCUAGCUCAGUAGAAUGAAACAAGUUUGAAUUUUUUGUCAUGAAUGUGUUUAUUUGCUUAUUUUGUAAACUGAUCACUUACUAAUUAAAGACCACUUUGGACAAA
Messenger RNA from Podarcis raffonei (Aeolian wall lizard), 2006 nucleotides. RefSeq names its product C1q and TNF related 3 (gene C1QTNF3). Bases 95 to 1063 code for a protein of 322 amino acids. Gene Ontology annotation, molecular function: protein binding. The transcript is spliced from 6 exons. Lineage: Eukaryota; Metazoa; Chordata; Lepidosauria; Squamata; Lacertidae. The record is from RefSeq and is a predicted model, not a curated record.